This is a messenger RNA of Paramuricea clavata, 504 nucleotides long. Lineage: Eukaryota; Metazoa; Cnidaria; Anthozoa; Malacalcyonacea; Plexauridae. The record is from the annotation of a GenBank genome assembly.
GAAUAUUCACUGCAUCUAUUAAUACCGGAAUAUUCCCGUAUGAAUGGAACUGAGGCAAGCAGAGUAACGCCAGCAUUUAAGAGUGGCACAAGAAAUAACCCAGGCAACUAUCGGCCUAUAUCAAUUAUUCCAUGUGUUGCUAAAAUUUUUGAAACAAUCAUUUUCGAUCAACUACAUGGGUAUCUUGAUUCAAAUAAUUUGCUGAACACAUGCCAAUCUGGAUUUCGACCGUUUCAUAGUACCCUAACAGCGUUGCUAGAAGCCACAAGCGACUGGUCCAUGAAUAUUGACAAUAGCCUAAUUAACGGAGUUGUAUUUAUUGAUUUAAAGAAAGCUUUUGAUACGAUCGAUCAUCAAAUUAUCCUGCAAAAGCUUAAAAAUUAUGGUAUUGACGAAAACAGUCUUACCUGGUUUCAUUCAUAUCUCACUGAUAGAACUCAAAAGUGCCGGGUAAACGGUCAACUGUCAGAUUCUCAGUGCCAGUGGCCUGCGGUGUCCCUGUAG